Molecule: messenger RNA, 838 nt
Organism: Clupea harengus (Atlantic herring)
Lineage: Eukaryota; Metazoa; Chordata; Actinopteri; Clupeiformes; Clupeidae
Gene: lamtor3
Product: late endosomal/lysosomal adaptor, MAPK and MTOR activator 3
Biological process (GO): positive regulation of TOR signaling; cellular response to amino acid stimulus
Cellular component (GO): Ragulator complex
Source: RefSeq, a predicted model, not a curated record
GCGUAAAUGUGUUGCAUUACUGCCUUGAAAGAAGGGACCUCUGCUUUAUCACGGAAACUACGUACACGGAAACUGUGCCUACAGUCUGUCAUGUGACGUUCCCACACAAGUACUGUGCGGCUAAUCCAGAUAAUCAAAGUGGCGGGCGGAACAGCUCAACGUGCCGUUCAUUUGAACAUGGCGGAUGACUUGAAGAGAUACUUGUAUAAACAAUUGCCCAGUGUUGAGGGUCUCCAUGCCAUUGUAGUCACAGACAGAGAUGGCGUUCCAGUCAUCAAAGUUGCCAAUGACAACGCUCCAGAAUAUGCACUCCGGCCGGGCUUCUUGUCCACGUUUGCACUCGCCACUGACCAGGGGAGCAAACUGGGCCUCUCGAAAAACAAAAGCAUCAUAUGCUACUACAACACAUACCAGAUUGUGCAGUUUAACCGGUUACCCCUGGUCAUCAGUUUCAUCGCAAGCAGUAGUGCAAACACAGGUUUAAUCAUCGGUCUGGAAAAGGAGCUUGGCCCACUGAUUGAAGAGCUAAGGCAAGUGGUGGAGGUUGCAUAAGACCCGACCACCCACUAAUGGAGCAAAAGGCCCAAAGCAUUUGCACACCUGCAUGGGUUUAUGGACAGUGCACAACUGCAACCGUGGAGGACGUCAUAGACCUGUGUGUCUCGUACACACACACACACACACACACACACACACACACACACACACACACACACUAUGUUGGCUGUGGCUCUAGUUUAUGUAUCUGUAAGUCUUUGAUGCUGUAUGUUGUUGAAUGUAACCUGCUCUGCUUGUGUUAUACUUUCUUCUAAUAAUAAAAUAUCAUCUUUGGCGUAUA